This is a messenger RNA of Triplophysa rosa, 1638 nucleotides long. RefSeq lists its product as uncharacterized. The transcript has 2 exons. Bases 284 to 535 code for a protein of 83 amino acids. The record is from RefSeq and is a predicted model, not a curated record. Lineage: Eukaryota; Metazoa; Chordata; Actinopteri; Cypriniformes; Nemacheilidae.
GAGUGUGUGUGUGCAUGUGUGUGUGGGGGGACAGAGAAAGAGAGAGAGUGUGCAUGAGUGUGGGAGAGUGUGUGCGCGUGUGUGUGUCAUUGAGACAGCAAGCGUCUCUCCUCACAUCCUCAGCACUGGUGUGGUGUCUGUCUGUGCUGGCGUGUCUCUCUUCACUCGUGUUUGAAUGAUGAAUGUUUGGGCGUAAAGAAUGUUUUGCAUCCGUCAGUGAGAACAUCAGGAUCUGUGGGGACGAUCUGCUGUGAGUCUGAAGAAACACAUCACGUUUGUCAUCAUGGAUCUGCCAUUCAUGGCUGCGCAGUUUCCAGUGAUGAGCGGAGCGUUCAUGGACACAGAUGACUGCAGCACUGAACAUUCUCUGUUUAACUCAUCAGCCAGCGUGAACGGGCCGCCCUCAGCCUCAGCACCGGCCCAACACGACCACGAGCAGCGCGUGUCCAGUGACGCCGUCUGGCUGUGGAUCGCCAUCAUCGCCACCAUCGGGAACAUCGUGGUGGUCGGUGUGGUUUAUGCUUUUACUUUCUGAUGUCAUGAUGAAUGAAUGAUGAAGGUUUUAUCUGUCUGCUCACUAUCAAGGGAACUACAUAGAGAGCGUGUGUUUGCAGAAGACUGCUGAAGAACUUCGGAGAGGUGAUGUUAUUGUGAUCUAUGCUGAACACAUAAUGACUUCGCCCAGCCCGAUGGAAUACUUGAUUUUGAUUGGUGUUUUGUAUAAUGUUAUGUGUUGGUUUAAUAUCACUCCAUCAAAUCAUUAUACUGUAUCAUGUUUAGUGAGGAUCCGUGUUUUUAUUAGAAUUUUACAUCAUUUUUUUCAAGUUUAUCAUAAUAAUAUGAGCUUGAUAAUCUGAUAAAUAAACUUUUAAAUGUUUGGUACAAUCAUGGCAUUUCAUUUUAUUUAAUUGUAUUGCAAUUUUAUUAUGUGCUUUUGUCAUUUUAUUAUUUUGCUAUAGGUUUUGAUAUUUCAAUUUUUUAGGUUAUUUUUAGUUUUAGAUUCCUGGAGACUAAGUGGUUGCCAUGGUGAUAAAUAAUGAGCAGACUCUUCAGGUGAUGUAGAUGUGAGGGUCACUGGAGGAUGACUUUGUCUCAUUAUUUAGUUUGAGCAGAGACAUUAUGAAAUCAAGGUGACACAACUACAUCACUUUUCAUUGUUGCCAUGGGGACAAAGAAACUGGGACAUUGCCUGGUGUUCUGCCUGGCUCACAUAAAAAAAUAUUGUAAAUUUUAAUUUGUGAGUGUGCUUUCAUUGUACUGCCGUAUUCAUUCUGUUCUAUAGCACUUAUGUGAUGUAGGGUCUCAGGGAGGAUGGAAACCCAUCUCAGUCUAUCACACACUGACUCUUUAUUAUACAGAACAAUAACAAAUACACAUUUAGAUAUUCACAAUACUGUGUACAGAUAUUCUCUUAAUAUAUUUGUGUCUUAUAUAAGAAUAUGAUAUAUAUUUUACAAUCUAUUGUAAAACUAAUGACCAAUAAUUGAUGGAUUAUUAAUUGAUAGAUUUUUCUGUACAGAUGUAAAGAUUGUAUCAGCUGUAUUUAGUAGUAAAUGACUGAAGUAAACCAGUGUUAUUUGAUCAUGGCAGAAAAUGUGUAGCUCUAGCAGAGCAGAAUAAAAACAGUUUUGUCUAUAU